GUGACGCUGCAGAGUCGUUCAGCGACGUUCUCCUAGCACAGAGCCAAACUCUCAGUUUAUUUGCAAUGCUCUGGCGAUAGCAAGUAUCCUCAUGGUUAGAACAACGAUAGUCCGCCUGACCACAGGCCAACGCCGCUCGUUCAUCUCCUCCCUCUUCACGGCGACCUUCUUCGCAUCCAUUAUCACCGUGGCAGCAUCACAGAUCCUUCCAUGCCCCGCGCAAAAACGACGCGCAGAAUUUUACGCUGGCGGUGAUGGCAGCUCCUCCUCUAGCUCCUCAUCGACGUCGGAUGCAUGGACGAAUGUUCCGACUAGGCGUACCGGAGAGAGGAAACCCCGGAGGUGGAUUGAAGAAAAGACGCCGGGCGAGUGAUUUUGAAUGUGGGGCAUGAGGAUUGCGUCAAUUAUGAGCGCUUAUUGGGAAUCAAUGUUACACUAUAACAUACAAUUUUUUUUUCUCUUCUUAGACCCUUGUCGGGUUCUAACGCAUGCACCGUACAUUACAAUCCUUUUCUUAUCUCCAAUGCAGCUUAAAAGUCGCAUACGCAUCACGGUUGAAAGAAAUGAUUUUGUUAUUGCUACAAUACAUCAGGGAGAAACUGCUGCUACCAAAUAAAACUCCG
This is a messenger RNA of Fomitiporia mediterranea MF3/22, 623 nucleotides long. RefSeq lists its product as uncharacterized. The transcript has 2 exons. Gene Ontology annotation, biological process: mitochondrial respiratory chain complex IV assembly. The coding region runs from base 92 to 373 and encodes 93 amino acids. Lineage: Eukaryota; Fungi; Basidiomycota; Agaricomycetes; Hymenochaetales; Hymenochaetaceae. The record is from RefSeq and is a predicted model, not a curated record.